AUGAUUCCCACAUUGACUUCCAGAUUCUUCUGGAAGUCUUUAACCAGACCAUCUGUGUGUAGACAGGCUGACCUAAUGUUUAUAGUGCGGCAUCAAGUUGUGAAAAGUUUUCAUCAUCCCACUAUGUUAUACUCUCUUAACAAGAAAAGGGCAUUUUCAACAACUCCAAAGCAAAGAGGAGAUACCGUGUUGCCAAAAGCCAGGCCGGGUCGUUCCAAAUUUACCGAAAAGGAGAUCGAAACCGCCAAACAAGAGAGAUUGGAUGGCCUUGGUGUCUUGAAGAAGUUUCCAGAAAAAUGGAUCCCCUACAUGGAGUUAAUGAGGAUCGAAAAACCUGCCGGAACGUGGCUCUUGUUAAGCCCGUGUAUGUGGGCCAUUACUAUGGCCGGAUACAUGACAUCCGCGCCGUUUCUUUCAACAGCAUGGAUGCUUGGUGUUUUUUCUGUAGGUGCGUUUGUCAUGAGAGGUGCAGGGUGUACAAUCAAUGAUAUAUGGGACAGAGAUCUAGACAACAAGGUGGCCAGAACAAUCGAAAGACCUAUUACUUCUGGCCGCGUUAAUGUGAAGCAGGCAGUGGCGUUUUUAGGUGCUCAAUGCAUGGUUGGGUUACUUGUUUUGCUUCAAUUGCCGGCAGACUGCUUUUUGUUAGGAGCCUCGUCUCUUUUUUUUGUGGCAACGUAUCCUCUUUUUAAGCGGUUCACGUAUUAUCCUCAGGCAAUGCUUGCAGCAUGCUUUAAUUGGGGUGCAUUGCUUGGAUUUCCGGCAAUGGGGGUCUGGAAUUGGUCUGUGAUGAUCCCGCUCUACUUGAGUGGCUUUUUCUGGUGCAUGCACUACGACACGGUUUAUGGACACCAGGAUAAGAAGUACGAUGUGAAGGUUGGAAUCAAAUCUACAGCCUUAGCUUGGGGAAAGCAUUCCAAACCUGUUUUUGUUGGUUUGGCAGUUGCCCAGAUGUCAUGCCUCACUCUUGCCGGUUUAAUGGCCGGAAUGGGGCCUGGCUUCUACACUGGUACGUUUAUUGCCGGAUUUAGGCUUUUCAACAUGAUCCGAAAAGUCAAUUUGGACAAUCCUGCUAGCUGCGGCUUUUAUUUCCGUGAUAACAUCAAAACCGGACAUGUCAUUUGGCUUGGCAUCUUGUUGGAUUACAUUCUGCAGCUGCUUGGCUUUUUGUAG
Brettanomyces bruxellensis is the source of this 1173-nucleotide messenger RNA. RefSeq names its product Para-hydroxybenzoate--polyprenyltransferase, mitochondrial precursor (PHB:polyprenyltransferase) (gene COQ2). Gene Ontology annotation, molecular function: 4-hydroxybenzoate polyprenyltransferase activity. NCBI's taxonomy places the organism in Eukaryota, Fungi, Ascomycota, Pichiomycetes, Pichiales, Pichiaceae. The transcript has a single exon. The record is from RefSeq and is a predicted model, not a curated record. Bases 1 to 1173 code for a protein of 390 amino acids. Gene Ontology annotation, biological process: ubiquinone biosynthetic process. Gene Ontology annotation, cellular component: mitochondrial inner membrane.